Leguminivora glycinivorella is the source of this 10817-nucleotide messenger RNA. RefSeq lists its product as uncharacterized. Lineage: Eukaryota; Metazoa; Arthropoda; Insecta; Lepidoptera; Tortricidae. The coding region runs from base 37 to 10626 and encodes 3529 amino acids. The transcript is spliced from 21 exons. The record is from RefSeq and is a predicted model, not a curated record.
AACUCGAGCUCCGACCGCGACAUACUGGACCUGUCCAUGCCGGACAAGAACUCCAUGACUGAGGUGUGCUACGUGUGCGGCGACGAGUACAAGCGCGGGACGCUCUGCAACCUGCACACCAAGGAGCCCAAGGACAAGAGCAACAAGCAGCCGUACUUCCCGAUCUUCGGCGAGCAGCACCCGCGGCCGCCGCGCUCGCGGCCCAAGGACGCGCUCGGCACCGUGCGCGCCUGCGCCGCCUGCCACCACCACCUGCUGCAGCAGUGGAGCGCCUACCAGGUAUUGAAGAAUGGAGAGGUGAUGUGCGGGAAACAGGAUAAGAGUUGUGACGGCAAGAUGCGCGGCGUGGCGGCGAACGAGCGCGUGUACACCCUGCGCACGCGGCCGCCCUCGCUGCUGCCGCCCUCCCCCCUCAGCCUGGCCAGCUCGGGCGACAAGUCGCUGGCGGCCGCCACGCACUCGCCCUCGCUCGAGCGCCCCGCCUCGCAGCCCGCCACCACCGCCUCCUUCGUCUGCUACGUGUGCGGAGUCUCCGCCCCCUCGUCGCAGCUGCGGCUGCUCUACUGCUGUGCGAACCCGGAGCGAGAGCCUUACUACCCCUUUAUAACGUCCUUGAAGCCCCAUCCUGAAGCCAGUCCUAUUAGUCCACAGGGUAUGGUGCAAAUCUGCGCGUCGUGUAACAAAAGCAUCCCCCACAAAUACCCCUCGUACGGCGAGCCUGAGCCGCUAACCAACGCCAAUCACGCGCACAACAACAACAAUGCGCACGCCAACAACAUUAGGUUUAAGCCGUACGACAUGAAGUCGUCGAGCGCGACGAAGCGGCCCGCCGCGCUGCCGCCCUCGCCGCACAGUCAGCUGGUUGCCGGCGAGAACGGCAUGGGGCUGUAUAGGUGCUACGUGUGCUGCGGGCUGUUCCCGCAGCAGUCCAUGGAGUGGCUGUCGACGACGGCGGAGUACAUGAACUCGCACGCCAUGCACUUCCCGUGCCUCGCCGGCCAGGGCGCCGCCCCCCGCGGCGGCCGCGUGCUGGCCUGCUCGCGCUGCGUGCGCCACCUCGCGCGCCAGUGGGAGAUGAUGGACGCCGAGAGGGUACCGCUGGAGCAUCGGAGAUACAACAUCCCAUCGCCCCUACCUAGUAAUUCGUCGUUGAACGGCGAGCGAGUCAUACCCACCCCACCCUCUACUACCUCCGACAGAACUGUCGCUAGUAAUACAUGUACGUCGAUAUACUGUUUCCUGUGCGGGCUGCACUCGGACUUCACGCUGGCGCGGAUUCUGUACGGGCAGCCGCAGGGCAACGCGCCCUACUUCCCCUGUCUCCUCACGCACCAGAGUCUACCAAACGCAGAACAGUUACGGGAAAACGGGUCGGCGCUAGUUUGCACAUUCUGUUAUCACUCGCUACUUAGUCAAUGGAGAAGGUACGAAGCUUUAGGCGGCGUUGGCGCUGACCGGCGCGUGUAUAACACGCACGACUACCACUGCCAUCUGUGCGGCAUCAAGACUUACAGGAAACGAGUGCGCGCGCUACCUAUUAAGGAAUUCCCAUUUUUAAUGCAAAGGCGGACUGAAAAUUCAUUAUUAUUAGAAAACGGCGAUUAUGCCGUUGUAUGUUUAGACUGUUAUGAAAGUUUAAGAACACAAGCGCAAGACUACGAGCGGCGAGGAGUGCCGGUGGACAAGCGCGAGUACAACUGGCUGCAGCAGCCGCCGCCGCCCGAGGACAGCGCCGACGUCACCAUCGCGCGCCUGCCCUCCGGCGACCGCUCCGACAAGCUGGUAACGCCACCAUAUAUACACCGUGUUAUACAACACAAGCGCGAGUACAACUGGCUGCAGCAGCCGCCGCCGCCCGAGGACAGCGCCGACGUCACCAUCGCGCGCCUGCCCUCCGGCGACCGCUCCGACAAGCUGGUAACGCCACCAUAUAUACACCGUGUUAUACAACACAAGCGCGAGUACAACUGGCUGCAGCAGCCGCCGCCGCCCGAGGACAGCGCCGACGUCACCAUCGCGCGCCUGCCCUCCGGCGACCGCUCCGACAAGCUGGUAACGCCACCAUAUAUACACCGUGUUAUACAACACAAGCGCGAGUACAACUGGCUGCAGCAGCCGCCGCCGCCCGAGGACAGCGCCGACGUCACCAUCGCGCGCCUGCCCUCCGGCGACCGCUCCGACAAGCUGGUAACGCCACCAUAUAUACACCGUGUUAUACAACACAAGCGCGAGUACAACUGGCUGCAGCAGCCGCCGCCGCCCGAGGACAGCGCCGACGUCACCAUCGCGCGCCUGCCCUCCGGCGACCGCUCCGACAAGCUGGUAACGCCACCAUAUAUACACCGUGUUAUACAACACAAGCGCGAGUACAACUGGCUGCAGCAGCCGCCGCCGCCCGAGGACAGCGCCGACGUCACCAUCGCGCGCCUGCCCUCCGGCGACCGCUCCGACAAGCUGGUAACGCCACCAUAUAUACACCGUGUUAUACAACACAAGCGCGAGUACAACUGGCUGCAGCAGCCGCCGCCGCCCGAGGACAGCGCCGACGUCACCAUCGCGCGCCUGCCCUCCGGCGACCGCUCCGACAAGCUGGUAACGCCACCAUAUAUACACCGUGUUAUACAACACAAGCGCGAGUACAACUGGCUGCAGCAGCCGCCGCCGCCCGAGGACAGCGCCGACGUCACCAUCGCGCGCCUGCCCUCCGGCGACCGCUCCGACAAGCUGGUAACGCCACCAUAUAUACACCGUGUUAUACAACACAAGCGCGAGUACAACUGGCUGCAGCAGCCGCCGCCGCCCGAGGACAGCGCCGACGUCACCAUCGCGCGCCUGCCCUCCGGCGACCGCUCCGACAAGCUGGUAACGCCACCAUAUAUACACCGUGUUAUACAACACAAGCGCGAGUACAACUGGCUGCAGCAGCCGCCGCCGCCCGAGGACAGCGCCGACGUCACCAUCGCGCGCCUGCCCUCCGGCGACCGCUCCGACAAGCUGGUAACGCCACCAUAUAUACACCGUGUUAUACAACACAAGCGCGAGUACAACUGGCUGCAGCAGCCGCCGCCGCCCGAGGACAGCGCCGACGUCACCAUCGCGCGCCUGCCCUCCGGCGACCGCUCCGACAAGCUGGUAACGCCACCAUAUAUACACCGUGUUAUACAACACAAGCGCGAGUACAACUGGCUGCAGCAGCCGCCGCCGCCCGAGGACAGCGCCGACGUCACCAUCGCGCGCCUGCCCUCCGGCGACCGCUCCGACAAGCUGGUAACGCCACCAUAUAUACACCGUGUUAUACAACACAAGCGCGAGUACAACUGGCUGCAGCAGCCGCCGCCGCCCGAGGACAGCGCCGACGUCACCAUCGCGCGCCUGCCCUCCGGCGACCGCUCCGACAAGCUGGUAACGCCACCAUAUAUACACCGUGUUAUACAACACAAGCGCGAGUACAACUGGCUGCAGCAGCCGCCGCCGCCCGAGGACAGCGCCGACGUCACCAUCGCGCGCCUGCCCUCCGGCGACCGCUCCGACAAGCUGGUAACGCCACCAUAUAUACACCGUGUUAUACAACACAAGCGCGAGUACAACUGGCUGCAGCAGCCGCCGCCGCCCGAGGACAGCGCCGACGUCACCAUCGCGCGCCUGCCCUCCGGCGACCGCUCCGACAAGCUGGUAACGCCACCAUAUAUACACCGUGUUAUACAACACAAGCGCGAGUACAACUGGCUGCAGCAGCCGCCGCCGCCCGAGGACAGCGCCGACGUCACCAUCGCGCGCCUGCCCUCCGGCGACCGCUCCGACAAGCUGGUAACGCCACCAUAUAUACACCGUGUUAUACAACACAAGCGCGAGUACAACUGGCUGCAGCAGCCGCCGCCGCCCGAGGACAGCGCCGACGUCACCAUCGCGCGCCUGCCCUCCGGCGACCGCUCCGACAAGCUGGUAACGCCACCAUAUAUACACCGUGUUAUACAACACAAGCGCGAGUACAACUGGCUGCAGCAGCCGCCGCCGCCCGAGGACAGCGCCGACGUCACCAUCGCGCGCCUGCCCUCCGGCGACCGCUCCGACAAGCUGGUAACGCCACCAUAUAUACACCGUGUUAUACAACACAAGCGCGAGUACAACUGGCUGCAGCAGCCGCCGCCGCCCGAGGACAGCGCCGACGUCACCAUCGCGCGCCUGCCCUCCGGCGACCGCUCCGACAAGCUGGUAACGCCACCAUAUAUACACCGUGUUAUACAACACAAGCGCGAGUACAACUGGCUGCAGCAGCCGCCGCCGCCCGAGGACAGCGCCGACGUCACCAUCGCGCGCCUGCCCUCCGGCGACCGCUCCGACAAGCUGGUAACGCCACCAUAUAUACACCGUGUUAUACAACACAAGCGCGAGUACAACUGGCUGCAGCAGCCGCCGCCGCCCGAGGACAGCGCCGACGUCACCAUCGCGCGCCUGCCCUCCGGCGACCGCUCCGACAAGCUGGUAACGCCACCAUAUAUACACCGUGUUAUACAACACAAGCGCGAGUACAACUGGCUGCAGCAGCCGCCGCCGCCCGAGGACAGCGCCGACGUCACCAUCGCGCGCCUGCCCUCCGGCGACCGCUCCGACAAGCUGGUAACGCCACCAUAUAUACACCGUGUUAUACAACACAAGCGCGAGUACAACUGGCUGCAGCAGCCGCCGCCGCCCGAGGACAGCGCCGACGUCACCAUCGCGCGCCUGCCCUCCGGCGACCGCUCCGACAAGCUGGUAACGCCACCAUAUAUACACCGUGUUAUACAACACAAGCGCGAGUACAACUGGCUGCAGCAGCCGCCGCCGCCCGAGGACAGCGCCGACGUCACCAUCGCGCGCCUGCCCUCCGGCGACCGCUCCGACAAGCUGGUAACGCCACCAUAUAUACACCGUGUUAUACAACACAAGCGCGAGUACAACUGGCUGCAGCAGCCGCCGCCGCCCGAGGACAGCGCCGACGUCACCAUCGCGCGCCUGCCCUCCGGCGACCGCUCCGACAAGCUGGUAACGCCACCAUAUAUACACCGUGUUAUACAACACAAGCGCGAGUACAACUGGCUGCAGCAGCCGCCGCCGCCCGAGGACAGCGCCGACGUCACCAUCGCGCGCCUGCCCUCCGGCGACCGCUCCGACAAGCUGGUAACGCCACCAUAUAUACACCGUGUUAUACAACACAAGCGCGAGUACAACUGGCUGCAGCAGCCGCCGCCGCCCGAGGACAGCGCCGACGUCACCAUCGCGCGCCUGCCCUCCGGCGACCGCUCCGACAAGCUGGUAACGCCACCAUAUAUACACCGUGUUAUACAACACAAGCGCGAGUACAACUGGCUGCAGCAGCCGCCGCCGCCCGAGGACAGCGCCGACGUCACCAUCGCGCGCCUGCCCUCCGGCGACCGCUCCGACAAGCUGGUAACGCCACCAUAUAUACACCGUGUUAUACAACACAAGCGCGAGUACAACUGGCUGCAGCAGCCGCCGCCGCCCGAGGACAGCGCCGACGUCACCAUCGCGCGCCUGCCCUCCGGCGACCGCUCCGACAAGCUGGUAACGCCACCAUAUAUACACCGUGUUAUACAACACAAGCGCGAGUACAACUGGCUGCAGCAGCCGCCGCCGCCCGAGGACAGCGCCGACGUCACCAUCGCGCGCCUGCCCUCCGGCGACCGCUCCGACAAGCUGGUAACGCCACCAUAUAUACACCGUGUUAUACAACACAAGCGCGAGUACAACUGGCUGCAGCAGCCGCCGCCGCCCGAGGACAGCGCCGACGUCACCAUCGCGCGCCUGCCCUCCGGCGACCGCUCCGACAAGCUGGUAACGCCACCAUAUAUACACCGUGUUAUACAACACAAGCGCGAGUACAACUGGCUGCAGCAGCCGCCGCCGCCCGAGGACAGCGCCGACGUCACCAUCGCGCGCCUGCCCUCCGGCGACCGCUCCGACAAGCUGGUAACGCCACCAUAUAUACACCGUGUUAUACAACACAAGCGCGAGUACAACUGGCUGCAGCAGCCGCCGCCGCCCGAGGACAGCGCCGACGUCACCAUCGCGCGCCUGCCCUCCGGCGACCGCUCCGACAAGCUGGUAACGCCACCAUAUAUACACCGUGUUAUACAACACAAGCGCGAGUACAACUGGCUGCAGCAGCCGCCGCCGCCCGAGGACAGCGCCGACGUCACCAUCGCGCGCCUGCCCUCCGGCGACCGCUCCGACAAGCUGGUAACGCCACCAUAUAUACACCGUGUUAUACAACACAAGCGCGAGUACAACUGGCUGCAGCAGCCGCCGCCGCCCGAGGACAGCGCCGACGUCACCAUCGCGCGCCUGCCCUCCGGCGACCGCUCCGACAAGCUGGUAACGCCACCAUAUAUACACCGUGUUAUACAACACAAGCGCGAGUACAACUGGCUGCAGCAGCCGCCGCCGCCCGAGGACAGCGCCGACGUCACCAUCGCGCGCCUGCCCUCCGGCGACCGCUCCGACAAGCUGGUAACGCCACCAUAUAUACACCGUGUUAUACAACACAAGCGCGAGUACAACUGGCUGCAGCAGCCGCCGCCGCCCGAGGACAGCGCCGACGUCACCAUCGCGCGCCUGCCCUCCGGCGACCGCUCCGACAAGCUGGUAACGCCACCAUAUAUACACCGUGUUAUACAACACAAGCGCGAGUACAACUGGCUGCAGCAGCCGCCGCCGCCCGAGGACAGCGCCGACGUCACCAUCGCGCGCCUGCCCUCCGGCGACCGCUCCGACAAGCUGGUAACGCCACCAUAUAUACACCGUGUUAUACAACACAAGCGCGAGUACAACUGGCUGCAGCAGCCGCCGCCGCCCGAGGACAGCGCCGACGUCACCAUCGCGCGCCUGCCCUCCGGCGACCGCUCCGACAAGCUGGUAACGCCACCAUAUAUACACCGUGUUAUACAACACAAGCGCGAGUACAACUGGCUGCAGCAGCCGCCGCCGCCCGAGGACAGCGCCGACGUCACCAUCGCGCGCCUGCCCUCCGGCGACCGCUCCGACAAGCUGGUAACGCCACCAUAUAUACACCGUGUUAUACAACACAAGCGCGAGUACAACUGGCUGCAGCAGCCGCCGCCGCCCGAGGACAGCGCCGACGUCACCAUCGCGCGCCUGCCCUCCGGCGACCGCUCCGACAAGCUGGUAACGCCACCAUAUAUACACCGUGUUAUACAACACAAGCGCGAGUACAACUGGCUGCAGCAGCCGCCGCCGCCCGAGGACAGCGCCGACGUCACCAUCGCGCGCCUGCCCUCCGGCGACCGCUCCGACAAGCUGGUAACGCCACCAUAUAUACACCGUGUUAUACAACACAAGCGCGAGUACAACUGGCUGCAGCAGCCGCCGCCGCCCGAGGACAGCGCCGACGUCACCAUCGCGCGCCUGCCCUCCGGCGACCGCUCCGACAAGCUGGUAACGCCACCAUAUAUACACCGUGUUAUACAACACAAGCGCGAGUACAACUGGCUGCAGCAGCCGCCGCCGCCCGAGGACAGCGCCGACGUCACCAUCGCGCGCCUGCCCUCCGGCGACCGCUCCGACAAGCUGGUAACGCCACCAUAUAUACACCGUGUUAUACAACACAAGCGCGAGUACAACUGGCUGCAGCAGCCGCCGCCGCCCGAGGACAGCGCCGACGUCACCAUCGCGCGCCUGCCCUCCGGCGACCGCUCCGACAAGCUGGUAACGCCACCAUAUAUACACCGUGUUAUACAACACAAGCGCGAGUACAACUGGCUGCAGCAGCCGCCGCCGCCCGAGGACAGCGCCGACGUCACCAUCGCGCGCCUGCCCUCCGGCGACCGCUCCGACAAGCUGGUAACGCCACCAUAUAUACACCGUGUUAUACAACACAAGCGCGAGUACAACUGGCUGCAGCAGCCGCCGCCGCCCGAGGACAGCGCCGACGUCACAACGCCACCAUAUCGCGAGUACAACUGGCUGCAGCAGCCGCCGCCGCCCGAGGACAGCGCCGACGUCACCAUCGCGCGCCUGCCCUCCGGCGACCGCUCCGACAAGCUGGUAACGCCACCAUAUAUACACCGUGUUAUACAACACAAGCGCGAGUACAACUGGCUGCAGCAGCCGCCGCCGCCCGAGGACAGCGCCGACGUCACCAUCGCGCGCCUGCCCUCCGGCGACCGCUCCGACAAGCUGGUAACGCCACCAUAUAUACACCGUGUUAUACAACACAAGCGCGAGUACAACUGGCUGCAGCAGCCGCCGCCGCCCGAGGACAGCGCCGACGUCACCAUCGCGCGCCUGCCCUCCGGCGACCGCUCCGACAAGCUGGUAACGCCACCAUAUAUACACCGUGUUAUACAACACAAGCGCGAGUACAACUGGCUGCAGCAGCCGCCGCCGCCCGAGGACAGCGCCGACGUCACCAUCGCGCGCCUGCCCUCCGGCGACCGCUCCGACAAGCUGGUAACGCCACCAUAUAUACACCGUGUUAUACAACACAAGCGCGAGUACAACUGGCUGCAGCAGCCGCCGCCGCCCGAGGACAGCGCCGACGUCACCAUCGCGCGCCUGCCCUCCGGCGACCGCUCCGACAAGCUGGUAACGCCACCAUAUAUACACCGUGUUAUACAACACAAGCGCGAGUACAACUGGCUGCAGCAGCCGCCGCCGCCCGAGGACAGCGCCGACGUCACCAUCGCGCGCCUGCCCUCCGGCGACCGCUCCGACAAGCUGGUAACGCCACCAUAUAUACACCGUGUUAUACAACACAAGCGCGAGUACAACUGGCUGCAGCAGCCGCCGCCGCCCGAGGACAGCGCCGACGUCACCAUCGCGCGCCUGCCCUCCGGCGACCGCUCCGACAAGCUGGUAACGCCACCAUAUAUACACCGUGUUAUACAACACAAGCGCGAGUACAACUGGCUGCAGCAGCCGCCGCCGCCCGAGGACAGCGCCGACGUCACCAUCGCGCGCCUGCCCUCCGGCGACCGCUCCGACAAGCUGGUAACGCCACCAUAUAUACACCGUGUUAUACAACACAAGCGCGAGUACAACUGGCUGCAGCAGCCGCCGCCGCCCGAGGACAGCGCCGACGUCACCAUCGCGCGCCUGCCCUCCGGCGACCGCUCCGACAAGCUGGUAACGCCACCAUAUAUACACCGUGUUAUACAACACAAGCGCGAGUACAACUGGCUGCAGCAGCCGCCGCCGCCCGAGGACAGCGCCGACGUCACCAUCGCGCGCCUGCCCUCCGGCGACCGCUCCGACAAGCUGGUAACGCCACCAUAUAUACACCGUGUUAUACAACACAAGCGCGAGUACAACUGGCUGCAGCAGCCGCCGCCGCCCGAGGACAGCGCCGACGUCACCAUCGCGCGCCUGCCCUCCGGCGACCGCUCCGACAAGCUGGUAACGCCACCAUAUAUACACCGUGUUAUACAACACAAGCGCGAGUACAACUGGCUGCAGCAGCCGCCGCCGCCCGAGGACAGCGCCGACGUCACCAUCGCGCGCCUGCCCUCCGGCGACCGCUCCGACAAGCUGAUGUCGCACCAGUCGCUGGUGGUGUCGCGCGGCGCCAAGCGGAACAGUCCCAAGCAGCCCGCGCCGCUGGCCGACCGCCGCCCGCUCACCAAGCCGGACAAAGAUCAAGGUGGAAGCGCGAACAAAAUAGCGAAACGCACUGAGCUCACCCCCAACAAGGGCGGGCCGUUCGCGGCGGCGCUCCGCACUCUCGCCAAGAACGCCGGGCCGGACUCCAAGGACGGCUCGGGCUCCGCCGAGAAGGAGAAGGCGCCGCCCCCCGCGCCCGCCAAGCGCGCCUCCCCCCACCACCUCCCGUCCAGCGGGUUCCAGCCCUACAGGCCGGAUGACCGGCUGGCGCACCCGGCCGCGGCGUCGUUCCCGCUGCUGGAGCCGGCGGCGUACGCGCCGUACGGGCACCCCGGCCUCUACUCCAGCGCCGCGCUGCAAUACAGACUAGCAGCCGAAGAACAAAUGUACCUGGAACGCGUGUUCCGCGGCGGCGUCGGCGUGGGCUGGCUGCCCCCCUACGCGCUCUACCCGCCCAUCGCGCCGCACCUGCCGCUCGUGCCGCCCUCCCCCCACACGCCGCACGCUCCUCAUGCCGCCCAUGCGGCUCAUGCGGCGCAUGCGCCGCCCGCGCAUCAUCUACACGACGAGAGGGAGAGGGAAAGAGAUUUACAGUUGCAACGGGAGAGGGAGAGAGAACGGGAACGGGAAAGAGAACGCGAGCAAAGAGAAAAAGAGCAAAGGGAGCGCGAGCGGCUACAGCGGGAGAAGGAAUCCCGAGCGAGGGAGGCGCUGCGAGACGAGCAAAGACUGGCCGCGUUACACCCGCACCACCACCUGUUACCACCGCCCGUGUACUCGCUGCCGAGGGCGCUGCUACCACCGCCGCUGCUGUACAGACCGUAUAGGCCUUAUCCGGCGCCGUACGAGCCGCGACCACCGCCCGACACUAAGCCAGCGUCCCCCGCGCCCGCGCCCGCGCCCGCCCCCGCUCCCGCGCCCGCUCCUGAGCCACUAAAGCCCGCGGAAGACAAAGGUGAGGAGCCGCCCGCUCCUGCGCCCGCGCCCCCCGCGGCCCCCGCGGCGGUGUGACGCGCGCACUAGAUAGCUACUCUAAUUCUAGCCCCUAAUAGGUGUUCAAUAUUUUUCAAAAAACUUUUUUUAUUCAGCAUUUAGAAGGCCGGAUGUGUAAAUAGUAUAUUUAAUAGGUAGAUAUUAUACGGACAAUACCUAACGAGAAGUGGUACAGCGAUUUUAUUGAAUACAACAAUCAAUGGAAUUGA